GGGAAUGUAAAUUAUAACAAAUUUAGAAAUUAAAUGGAUUAAAUCUAGGUGUGUAUUGAUUUUUGAAACCCUACGUCAUUUUUCACCAGUGAGAUUCGAGAGUAAACGAAAAUGUUAGCAGAAGACAAUACUUACCCUGGGGUUGUCAAGACUGGAGGGUAUGUGUUUGAAGAUGGCACUAAAUACAUCGGAGACUGGAAUUCAAAAGGACAGAUGCACGGUUUGGGGAUACUACUUCUUCCUAACUACACUAGGUACCACGGGACAUUUUUGGCAAAUGUGUGUUCCGGGCUUGGUGUAAUGAAUUUUCCUGAUGGGGCAAAAUACGAAGGUGAGUUGAUGCAAGGUUGGUUUCACGGACAUGGUGUCUUUUGGAGGAACGAUGGCACAAAGUAUGAAGGAGAAUUCAGAGGUGGAAGGAUUUGGGGGCUGGGACUUGUGACUUUUUCUGAUGGCACUCACGGCUUCCCAAGAAUGGAGGGCUAUUUCCAAGACUGCCGAUUUUUGAGGCGUAAACCGUGCCAAGAUGUUGUUCAAAGGGCUCAGAAAAUAUCUCUAUUAGCAAGAGCCCAAGUUCAGUUUGAUAAGACUCAAAAAGAAAUCUAACGCAGCAGUCAGGCGAAAACUACGAUGUAAGAGUGAACUGUUCAAACACGACUUCUGUGCCAACUGGGUUGAUAAUCGGGGUGUACAGCGAAGAGGGCGAUUUGAAAGGGCAGACUGCGGACUUCACUCCAGCAGGGAAAAAGUUCAACGAUAGCGUUAAAGGGUUCGUAAAGGAUCAAUUGCUGAGAACGCUUCCCCUU
Molecule: messenger RNA, 806 nt
Organism: Cimex lectularius (bed bug)
Lineage: Eukaryota; Metazoa; Arthropoda; Insecta; Hemiptera; Cimicidae
Product: MORN repeat-containing protein 4 homolog
Exons: 5
Coding region: 112-606 (164 amino acids)
Source: RefSeq, a predicted model, not a curated record